This is a messenger RNA of Thecamonas trahens ATCC 50062, 4183 nucleotides long. RefSeq lists its product as uncharacterized. Gene Ontology annotation, molecular function: structural constituent of nuclear pore. The record is from RefSeq and is a predicted model, not a curated record. Bases 463 to 4110 code for a protein of 1215 amino acids. Lineage: Eukaryota; Apusomonadida; Apusomonadidae. The transcript has a single exon. Gene Ontology annotation, cellular component: nuclear pore.
GGUGCGAGUGGUGCGAGUGGUGCGAGUGGUGGCACAGCCAGCGGGUCGCCAAGGACCGGCUACAGGGGAAGCAGGUGGGAGGAACAGGGACAAGUACUUGGACUUGCACAUGGUCACUUUCUCUGUCUCUCUACUUGUGCAGAUGCCAUAGAGUUGGUUCAUACACAUACUGCAUUCCCCCUGGCUAAUAACGCCCUUCGUCUUGCCCUCCCUUGCCCCCUCGUGGCAAGGGCCUCCAUCCAACUGGUGGCAGACUCGGGUCAUGCAUGGACUCUCUCUCCCUCUUCCUCCUCAACUCCUUGGAUCAAUGACUCUCAGUCACAUGCGCCACUUCCUCUCGACUCGCCAUGCUCGCUCAUUCUCCUCGCUCCGCUGGCUAAUGGCUGUAUUCUCCGUCUUGUCGUCCCGCUCCCGCUCCUCCGCUCGCUCCCGCCCGCACUCCCACCCGCUGCCUCGUCGGACAUGGAUCCGCUGAAGGCUGGCGACCACAUGUUCUCGUUCUUCUCAGACUUGGCCUCUGCUGGCCUCCUUGGCUCGGACUUGGUCAAGCCGGUCGACGUGCUGGAUGUGCUGGGCGAUGCUGGCGCCGCAGUCCGUGACGAGUCUGGCGAGCCGGUGGAGGGCCUCGCCCUCACCGCCAUGGACGUGCUCCCGCCUGACGCUGCAGAGCUUGUUGGCGAGCAGGACAUUGUCCGUGUGGUCCAGAGCGCCACGCCUGGUGCGCCGGCCUCGCUGGCUGUCUGCGGCCUCUCGGAUGGCUCGCUGUGGCUGGCCGCGCUGCCCGGCCGCGGCGCCGCCGUCGAGGGCGCUGCUGUCAAGCUUCAGUCAGCCUCGCUCCUAGGCAAGAUGUUUGGACUGCUCUCGACUCCAUUUCGUUCCCGCAACCAGGCGCCGCCGCUCCUCUCGCUCCACAAACUUCCCGGCGUGCCGUACGUGCUUGCUCUCUCUGCCGACCUUGUGUUCUCGCUCUGGUCGCUUGAGCAGCGGGCGGUUGUCGGCCGCUUCUCGCUGGCGCACCUGACCGACGACCCGGUCGAGCUCGGCGACGCGGGCAUUCUCGACGACAUUGUGUGCUCUGUGGUGCCCGACAUCGACGAUGAGACGACCUUUGCCAUUGUCGUCUUUGUUCCACUCCUGGCCAACGCCUCGCCGGAGCUGGUUGCCUCGGCGCUCGCCGACGAUCGGCCGGAGCUCUUUGUCUUUGCGCUCGACAUCUCGACGCUGCGUGCGGCCGACGACACCGCCGAGGCGACAGACGCCCUUCAGCUUCGUGCUGUCGAGUGCCAGUUCACCCGCGACCCUGCCGUGGCAGGCGCGCGCCCGGUCGAUGUGCUCUACGACGCGCCGGCCGGUGCGCUCCACGUUCUCUACGCCAUGCCGGCGUCGAUGUCGGCUGACGGCUUCCAGAUCUGGAGCUACACGCUCGACGGCUCGGCCUCGGUCCAGCCGUCGACUCUGGCAACGCAUCUCGGCUCGCUCGACCACCUUGAGCUGCCCGGGCUCGACACCGAGCUCAACGCCAACGAGCUGCACAAGGUCUACGCCGGCGAGGUGUUUUACCCUGGCCGGUUUUCGGCGACGACGCUGGCGCUGGCGGUCCAGGCGUACCACGGCUCGCGGAUGAGCCUGCUCGAGGGGGCUGCUGCGCCAGCGCCGGCAGUCCUCCGCCAGGUGGCGAGCAACGCGGUGACGGCACAUGCUGCUGCUGUUGCGGCGUCGGCCGGCGACAGCCCGGCGGCGUAUGCCGAGGCUCUUGUUGCUGGCUGGGAAGCCAUUCUUGAGCACUGCAUCCGUCUGGCGCGGGCCGAGACAGCGCCCCUGGCGCUUGGGCUUCUCCCGGCGAUCGGCGUCGAGCCAGCCGGAGCGGUCGGGCUUGUGGUGCUGUGUUCCGGCGCACUGGCGGUGGCGUGCGAGGUCGGCCCGGCCACCGACGGCCUCUUUGCGCUCACCGAAGUGCCCGAGACCAACGUCGGCGUCCUGGAGCCUGCCGAGGCCGACGCGCGACUUGUUCACCAGCUCGUCGACCUCAUUGACGUGCAGCUCGGCGGGCCUGCGCGGGUCCGGUUCUUCCGGGCGCUUCUCCAGUCGCGCAACCCGCUCACUGCCGCCAUUCCAGACGUCGGCCAGCUGACCGAGUCGGAGGCUUCUGGGCGGUUUGUGCUCACGUUCCUCCGGUUGUGGCGCUCGCUUCACGACCCUGUGGCGGCGGUGCAGGGCGCGGUGGCGCGGUUGGUGGCAAGUGCGCAGGCGCUGACGCGCGAGCUCGAGGUUGUGCUUGCGCUCGGGGCCGAACAGGCGUUUUCGGCGUGCGCGCUGCAGAGUGCGGCGUUUGUGGCAAGCCGAAGCGUUCGCCAGGCGCGGGCGCUGCUGCUCACGCUCUACCUGGUGGCCCAGCUUCGCGACGACUCACGCUGCUCAUCGGACGGCCACGAGGUCAUGCUCUCGGAGGUUGUGCCGGCGACCGAGGUUGUGCUGAUGCGGAGCGUGGUGGCGGCGGUGGUGGUGCGGGCGAGCAAGCACGGGCGUGGCGGGUGCGGCGCGCCGCUUGUCUCGGGCCUCUCGCAGGCGUCGGUGCUGGCGGUGCUGGCGGGCGAGGCUGGGUCGUGGCUUGUCCGUGAGCUGCUUGCGAGCGGCGAGGCGACCAACGCGCAUGUGGUCCAGCGGCUGCUCGAAUCGGAGGCGCUGCUGCGAGGGCCGGGCGAGGCCGGCGAGACCGGCUCGGCGCGGGCACAGCUGGUUGGUGAGGCAUACCUCCACACUGGCGAGUUUGGCAAGGCACGCAAUGCGUUCCGGCGGGUGGACGGCGACGUGAACUACUUUGCCGAGGUCAUGCAAAAGUUUGACGAGAGCUACCAGCCGGACCUCGCGCUCGAGUUUGCUCAGGUGGCGCUCGGGUGUGCCGGCGAGUCGAGCGAGAUGCGGGCUGUGCUCUGGUCGAACGUGUUCAAGCACGCAUGUGCGCUCCACGACUACGACAGCGCUUACCUAGCGAUUGCGUCGAACCCAGACCCCGAGCGGCGGCAGGACUGUCUGCGGCGGUUUGUGGUGGUUCUCUGCGAACUGGGCGAGGGCGUUCGGCUGUGCGAGUACCCGUUUGUGGGUCUGUGCGAGGAGGUCGAGGCGACGCUCCUCCGCAAGGGCCGGUCGGGCCACGCCAACUACUACGAGGUCCUCUACGCGUGGCACUGCUUCCGGUCCAACUUUCGGGCUGCGGCCGGCGCCAUGUACGAGCGUGGGUGCAUGGCGGCGACAGCCGACGACGCGCUGCGCGGGUACCUGGCGGCGGCGACGGCGCUCAACCUCGUCGGCGCCAGCUCGGCUUGGAUUCUUCAUCCGCGGCAGUGGCGGCACGCCGCCGACGGUGGCACCGGCAAGCGGCGGCACGAGAGUGUGACCCAGGUGAGCGACGAGCUGGCGAUUGUGAGCUUGGCCGGCGUGACCAUGGAGACGGCUAUUGUGCGGGCGUGGGCGCUGCUCGGGACCGAUGCGCGGCCGGAGGAUGCCGACGGCGCAGUGUUGGCGCUGGCGACGAGCGGCUACAUCGAUGAGGCGUUUUUGCUCGCCAAGCUCUGCGACGCCUCGGUGGAGCCGGUCUUUGGCGUACUUGUGGACAAGGCGAUGGCGGCUGCGCCGUCGGCGACGGCAGACGCGGUUGUUCCGGGCUGGGAGCUCCCGCUCGGCGAAGAGUGGUGGGGCGCGCCGUCGCUGCGUGCGGCGCUCUGGCGGGUGAUUCUGGACGGCCUCGCGCGGUACGACUCUCCGCAGACUGGGUUCCGAUACCAUCUUGUGGUGGCGCACUGCGUGCUUACGUUUGAUCGACGGACGGCGCUUCCGCGGUCGCUGGUGGUCUCGUUGGUUGCGCCUGACGGGGCGGGGUCGGUCAACGUGGCCAACGUGGCGGCGCUUGCACGGCUCUACCUCUCAUUUGGAUGCGCAGGCGAGGCUGCCGCGCUCGCGCUCGAGUUUCUGGGCGGCGACGCCGGAAGUGCGGCAGCCAAAGCCGGGGUGGAGAGCUUUGGCGCGUGGCUCCCGUACCAAGUCCUCGACGAGAUUGCGCUGUCCGAGGGCCAGGAGGAGUUCCGGGCUGCGAUGGAGGCGCUGCUGGCGUGAGCGAGCGAGCGAGAGAGUGAGUGCGUGUGUGUCUUUUGUCUUUACGCGUAAAUGGCGGCAGCAAUGGCGACAA